Messenger RNA from Gossypium arboreum, 648 nucleotides. RefSeq lists its product as uncharacterized. The transcript is spliced from 2 exons. The record is from RefSeq and is a predicted model, not a curated record. Bases 1 to 648 code for a protein of 215 amino acids. Lineage: Eukaryota; Viridiplantae; Streptophyta; Magnoliopsida; Malvales; Malvaceae.
AUGUCUGAGGGUUGGGAAGAGGCGAGAGUUGCCUUUUUCGAGAUGAUGUAUGAGUGGUUUGGGGAAUACCUGAGAAACCACCCUGAAAUACCACGUCCACCCCCACCUGCUACCCGACCUGAUGAGGUACCACGGGUUGUUGAACCGAUUAGAUUGGGUAAGGCUCCGGUUGACAAACCUAGAAAAUAUGAGGCUGAAGAAGUUCUUGAUGAACUGUCGUAUGCUCCUGAGGAAAGCUUGAAAUACGUGGUAUCGCUAUUGAAGGACACUGCAUACCACUGGUGGAAGACUAUAUCCUCGGUGGCACCAAGAGAAAGCAUUACAUGGGAAUUCUUUCAACUGAAAUUUAAAAAGGAGUAUGUUAGUCAAAGGUUCUUAGAUCAGAAGCGAAAAGAGUUCCUGGAACUCAAACAAGGAAAUAGAACUGUGUCAGAAUACGAAAGAGAAUUCGUAAGACUAAGUCAGUAUGCAAAGGAGUGGGUACAAACGGAGGCAGAAAUGUGUAAACACUCCGAAGAAGGUCUGAAUAAGGAUAUUAAACUGUUAAUAGGGAUCCUUGAGAUAAGGGAAUUGGCUACAUUAGCCGAUCUGGCCAAGAAAGUCAAAGAGCUAAAUAAUGAAAGAAAGCAAGCAAAGAGAGAAACUUGA